Messenger RNA from Gongylonema pulchrum, 281 nucleotides. The record is from the annotation of a GenBank genome assembly. Lineage: Eukaryota; Metazoa; Nematoda; Chromadorea; Rhabditida; Gongylonematidae.
GCGACUGAGGGCGUAAUGAGAGGAGGUGGUGUGGGACAGCAGGAUGGAAAGUGUCAAAUAAAAUUUUGUGAAAAAGGAAUUUCGGCCAGUCCUGCUUCAAAUGCAUUUAUCAAUGCUUAUAAGGUUGAGUAUUUCAACAAUAAAGUGAUAUGUGAUCUGGUAGAAAUUCCUCGCACAGGCAUUUUACCUAUUCUGGAUGAAGCGUGCUACACCGUCGGUCCUAUCAGUGAUAAGGUACGUUCGUUGCCAUUUUUAAGCAAGGCGAUUUUUAAUGUAUGAUU